Leptomonas pyrrhocoris is the source of this 2005-nucleotide messenger RNA. RefSeq lists its product as hypothetical. NCBI's taxonomy places the organism in Eukaryota, Euglenozoa, Kinetoplastea, Trypanosomatida, Trypanosomatidae. The transcript has a single exon. The record is from RefSeq and is a predicted model, not a curated record. The coding region runs from base 209 to 2005 and encodes 598 amino acids.
GCGACGACUGAAUUCAACCCUCUGGUAUUCCGUUCACCGGCCCCGCAGAGGAGUGGCACGCAUACGCAUAGAACGCUUUCUUUCUCCACCUGACCUCUGCUGAUUGACGCCAGCGUCCUUUUUUCUUACUGCUAUUAUUUGCAACAGCACGCAGACAGACAAGAAGGGUAUCACCCCUCUCGCUCUCUCUCUCUCGGCUGGACAGGCGAUGGACCUUACCAAUCGGCAGUGGCGAGCCCUCGCCCAGGCCUUUCCCUAUUACUUCUCUACGUCACCUGACGGGCUCGACGCACCAGCAGAGGAGGCGAGCGGCGGCAACUCCACCAAACGCGCGGCGUUCACCCAGUACAUCGUACCGCGCGCCAGUAAGGCCUUUCCAAAGGAGGUGGCGGCAUGGGCAGAGGCAUACGCGAAAGGGAAAAACAUGCAGUCGCCGGUGGAUGCGGUAGAGGCGAUAAUGGCUCACUUAUUCGGUCGUGCAGCGCUCUUUGCGACUUCGACGCCUCCUGCAAUGCCCACCUGGGCCGUUGCCCAACUUACGGCACGAGAGUUGCAGCUGCUCGGCCUCUACCAUCGUAAGCAAGAACAGUACGAGUACAUGCACGGCAUCCAGCAGCAACUGCGCGAGGCAUCGCAGGCGGCGGCGCGCAUGUUGCAGACGGCCCUCAGCGCCGUUGCCGCCGGUGGUGUUGAGGAGAGCAGAGACGGUGGCCUGCUCGACUCAACGCGCGAGAGUCUGUUGUGGCUUGGUGGUGCAAGCCAAGGGACCGUCGUCGGCCGCCAUCCACCUUCGCUGGAGGACCUCCUCACCGAUACACGGGCAGCCACGGCAACAGCGACUGGGGGCUUCACAAGCGCGCUGGCCAAUCUCCCGUACACCGCCCCCAAACCAAACAACACGGGCUCUUCGUUUGCGGGCAGCGCGGUGCCGCCGCCGCUCAUCGUGGUGAACCACUGCGCCGGCUGCGGCGAGGUGGACGGUGAUCUUCUCGUGUGCACGCAGUGCGGGGAGGUGCGGCACGAGGCGUGCGGCGGCCCGCAUCCGCCGGAGCGAAGUCGCGUGGAUGGCCGCCUGCCGAGCGUGAACAUGUGCCGCGCGUGUGCGAAAGCGUUAAACCUGUCCAGCAGUUCAUCGAGUCUGCGCAGUUCCACCUCGUCCAGUGAGCGGGCGGAGCUGGAGGACUACUUCGACUCAGAGGAGGAGACGGAUAGCAGCCUCUCUGGGUUUGUGGUGCACAGCAGCGAUGAGGAGGAUGAAGAAGGGGAGGGCGACGCAGCAGGCGCGAGUAGUCGGAGUCGAAGCGACGUCAGCCACGACGACGCUGAUGCAGACGAGGGGGAAGCUCGUCCGGGAAAGACAGCAUCGAACGGCCAUCAACGCCAGACGGGCCACGCACCGGUGACCGACGCCAAGAGACACGACAACGACACGGAGGGGAAAAAGCGCCCCCAGCGCCGCGGUGAGAGCAGCAGCAGCAGCAGCGACGAGGAGGAGGGGUCACCUCGCCGGCGGGACAAGCGUCGCCGCAAAGAAGUGGCAAAGCGCAGCUCCACUGCCUCGAUCGGCGAGGACGCGGCACCGUUGUCAUCCCGCAGUGCCUCACCAUCAAAGAAGCCGCCGCAACAACAGCAACAGUGUAGUGGCAACUCUCCGCCUGACCGCACGCGUGCUCCGUCGGCAACGAAUAAACCUCCUGUAAGUGAUGCAAGGAAAAAGAAACGCGCGGAGAGCGCAACACCGCUCUCUUCGCAGGAAAGGCGGCGCGCACAGGACGAACAAGACGAGCUCACCACGUUGGGCAUCCGCCCUGACGCAAUGCCUUCCAAGAGAGUGAAUGCAACUGUAACCAAGAAGAGCAACAGCUCCCACUCGACGGCGAACGCGCCUCAUGCAUCUUCGCAACCGCCGCAGCGGCAGCCUGCGGUGGGAGCCAAGAAGAGCGGCCGUCGCAGCGUGGUGAACGCUGCAUCUUCCUCUUCCUCCUCCAGCAGCGAUAGUGACUGA